CGCAUGAGUAUCCCAGCGCGAUUCCAAUCCUAUACUGUCUGUGCUACGUGCUCAGCUCACAACAGUCGGGCUAUUCUCCCUUACACAUCUCCGAUAUUUGUAGAGUUCACUUGUUCCAUACAGUUUCAUCAAAGACUACAGUGACUCUUCACUGACAGUAGCAGAGCCUUUAUUCGGUUUAUUGGUGGAUUUUGAUAACACGUAUUAAAGUAAUUAAUUCUCGUUUUUUUUAGAGCCGUUCUGCCUAGUAGACUCAUCACUGCGAGGACUUGCUCAUCUUGACAGUCACAGCGUCGUCACAGGACUCCGGGGAGCGCUGACAGAUUGCUCAGCUGGUGUUUCCAGCUGUAUCCUCCUCGCCAAAGCGAGAUACACCGCCAAGGGAGGCUUUAUCUACCGGUUGAAUGUCAUACGAGGCUUUGUAGGACUUAUUUUUAAUUGCCAAGACUCGUUCUCUUUGAUCUACACCUUACUAUUUGGUUGUCAGUAUGGAUUUUCUCCAGGCUCUCCUAUUCCUUUGUCUAUCUGCUAUCCCAUUGUCGGCGGACAAUGCGAGCAGUAAAGCCCGGAGCUGUUCGGAUGUCCGACAGUUCUACAGCGGUAAAGGCUUCACUCUCAACGGGGUGCCACAGACAGAGAUAUCUGGUGAGCACCUUCGGAUCUGUCCCCAGGGGUACACCUGCUGUACCAGUGCCAUGGAGGAGACCCUGUCCAACCUGAGUCGCAGGGAGUUUGAGGGCCUGGUCAGAGAGGCUGGACGCUCGCUACAGGCCUCUCUCAAUGCACAGUACAGGAGCUUCGACACAUACUUCACAGACCUCCUGAAUAGCUCAGAGCGCUCCCUCCAGGAGUCCUUCCUGGCCAAACUGAGCUCCCUCUACUCCAAGAACGCCCCUGUGUUCCAGGACCUGUACACUGAUCUGCGUCGCUACUACCGUGGCUCCGCUGUCAACCUGGAGGAGACGCUCAACGACUUCUGGGCACGGCUGCUGGAGCGCCUGUUCAAGGCCUCCACCCUCCCACAGUACACUCUCACUGAUGACUACCUGGAGUGUGUGGCCAAGCAGACGGAGACCCUGCGGCCCUUUGGGGAUGUUCCCCGCGACCUCAAGUCCAAGGUCACUCGGGCCUUGGUGGCGUCGCGGUCAUUCGUCCAGGGCCUGACCGUCAGUGGAGAGGUGGUCCGCAAAGUCUCCCAGGUACCUCUCAGCCCAGAGUGUACCCGUGCCAUGAUGAAGCUGUUGUACUGUCCUCACUGUCGAGGCCUGGCCUCAGUCAAGCCAUGUGCCAACUACUGCAGAAACGUCAUGAAGGGAUGCCUCGCCAACCAGGCCGACCUCGACACCGAGUGGCAGAACCUCAUCGACACCAUGCUGCAGGUGGCAUCUAGUUUCAGUUCUGACCCCAGUGUGGACGCGGUCAUCUACUCCAUCCCCCUCCGUAUCUCAGACGCCAUCCUCUACAUGCAGGAGAACACAGAGGUCUUCACCAGCAAGGUGUUACAGGCCUGUGGGACCCCCAAGGUGGCAGGCACACAGAGUUCUGGGUCUGAGGAGAAAAAGAAGAGAGUUAACCCCGCCAGCACCGCAAUGGGGUACAAACCCAGCCCCACCGCAGGGGUCCGGCUGGAGAUGCAGAUAUCUGAUGUGUCCAGUAAGCUGCGGGAGAUGCAGCAGUACUGGGUCCAGCUGCCAGCUGCUCUGUGCAGUAGUAAAGUGGCAGCAGGAGCAGCUAGUGAUGACAAGUGCUGGAAUGGCAUGACCAAAGCCAGGUAUCUUCUUGAGGUGAUGGGCGACGGCCUGGCCAGCCAGAUCAACAACCCAGAAGUGGACAUCGACAUCACCAAGCCAGACAUGACUAUCCGCCAGCAGAUCAUGCAGUUGAAGAUCAUGACCAACCGUCUGAGGAACGCCCUCAACGGCAAUGAUGUGGACUUCCAGGAUGCCAGUGAUGACGUCAGUGGUUCAGGAAGUGGAAUGUGUACAGGCGAGUCGUGUGCCCGUAAUGGACCUCGUGUCAUUGUGCCCAAAGCAGACAGCACCAGAUACUACAAUCAUCCUGAGAACAAGAAGGUGAAGGGCACAGGAACCCAGACCCACCCCUCCAUCCUCCUCCUCUUGCUCUCAUUGGCCACACUGCUGCGCAGGCGAUAAUGGACUGGUGGUGCAUCCAGUCGAGACUGUGUUUUGGAGUAGGGCUCUGAGAUGGAAUAGAAGAGAGAAAAAAGGGGGAUGGGUGGGUAACUUUGCCAAAUAGGAAAGGAUUGUUAUUGAAUGAAUGGACUACCUUUCAUUUUAAUGAGAGAAACACAAAGAAAUGUCCUAAUAAUUUUUUCUUGUUUUGAAAUAUUUUAAAUGUGGCAAGUAGAGCUGGUCUUUGGCUUCUUUUUAUUGUUUCUAUGCUUGGGUGGUGAACAAGGAUGGUUCACAUGCUAGAUGCAAUGUUUGGAUGGGACAAGCUUCUUAGCGAUCAUGCCACUCAAUGUAAAGUCAAUGUGACCUUGUUGCAAUGUUCUAACAAUGCCAAUAACUUGACAGUGAUGUUGUGAGAACACUGUGAGAGACGGUUUGGUGUGUAUCUUCAGUGUGCUAAUCCAAUGCAUUUGUUUUUCUUAUCAAUCACAGUGACAGGGAAUUUGGAUCUCUCAAGUAUAUUAAAUCAAAAAUAAUG
Molecule: messenger RNA, 2670 nt
Organism: Oncorhynchus masou masou (cherry salmon)
Lineage: Eukaryota; Metazoa; Chordata; Actinopteri; Salmoniformes; Salmonidae
Product: glypican-1-like
Exons: 9
Coding region: 489-2153 (554 amino acids)
Biological process (GO): negative regulation of fibroblast growth factor receptor signaling pathway; regulation of protein localization to membrane; cell migration
Cellular component (GO): synapse; plasma membrane; extracellular region
Molecular function (GO): fibroblast growth factor binding
Source: RefSeq, a predicted model, not a curated record